AUGGGAACACAGGGGAGCCUUUCUUCACCUUCCUCCACAAUUUACGAUUCCACAUGCAUAUCCAAGGAGAGUACGGAGGAGAGGGAUGAUACCCCCCCUUCCUCUGAGUAUAAAAGAAGUGAUAAGAAUUGGUUUGCAGUUGAAAAUAUAAAACUCCGAAAUAAAAUAAAACAUUUAAAGGGAAAAUGCGAAAAAAUCAGAAGGGCCCUGAAUGUCAAGUGCGAACUUCUCAAAAAUAGACAAGAAACACAGCCGAACAAAAACUUCUACAUAGAACUAGAUAAAAUACUGAGUAAAAGGAAAAAAGGAAAAAAAUUUAAAAACACUUACAUUCAAACGGAUAUAAACUUUCUAAACCCCUUUUUAAAAACAUGGGGAUGUUACUUUGAAGACUAUGAUAUUAAAAAAAUUUCAAGUGAUGGAGAAGUUGAAAAUUUAAGAAGAAAAAGAUUUCAGAAAAGUAUAAGUGAAAUUCGAUAUGAUAAAAAUAUUCAAAUAAAACGCAACGAUUUAAAUGAAGAAGGUAAAUGUGAAAAAAAAAAAAAUAAACAAAAUUUUAGUUCGUACAUUGAUAGAAAAUACUCCAUUAUUAGUAAAAAUUCAAAUUCGCUUAAAAUUCCUCAGCAUAUUAUAUACAAAAAAAAUAAUUUAAAAUAUAGCUUAUAUACCGAUGAUGAAAUCAUUUUCAUAAAAGAAAUAACGGAGGAUGUUCCUAGGAAGGGAAAGCAUGAGGACCACCACCAGGAAGAGCAGGAUAUGCAGGAAGACGUGCAAAUACCUCUUGAAAGUGAUCCAUUCGCUAGAACUAGCAGCUUACAAGUAAAGGGAGAUUAUAAAUGUAACGGGGAAGGUGCCAUCGGCCAAAAUGAUACGCAGAAAGUCGUCAUUCAGCUAAGUGAUAACCGACAAAGGGGUUAUCCUUUGCUUGAUAGGGGAUACGUUAUCUCAGGGCAUGGACUACCGGGAGAAAAUUUAAAAAAGAUGCGAAGGACCUAUGAUGAAAAUAAAUAUAAAUCUUACAGCAUGCACAAAAGCAAUAACAUACAUAUACACGAUGAUAAGAAGUCAUAUAGUAGUAAAAUAGAGGAGGGGUAUGCCGGGAACACCUGCGAAAUGGAAGUAGCACCUAGUGAGGAAGAUAACAAUGAUUUCACAUUGAGGAAAGAGAAAUUUUCUCUUAAUUUUUUUGACACAAGUGCUAUUUCGAAAAACGACUGUGGUGUACUUGCGAAUGAAAUAGAUAGCAAACUACAGGGUACUGGAAAAAAAAAAAAAAAAAAAAAUUGUACAUCUUCAGAUGAACAAAGUAUUCAUGGUAAAGUGGUAAGCAACGAAGAGAUGAAGGUACAGCAGAAGAGGGGGAAUCCAAAUGAAGGUGAUGCAAUCCAUGUUAAAUGCAGAAGAAAUAAACUCUUUUUCAAAAACAACAGUAUUCAUCAUAAUGAAAAUGAUAACAUAAUAAACCAAUAUAUGUAUCAUUAUGAAAAGCCAAUAGGAAAAAGUUGGAGUUGGUCUAAUUUUGCAGAAAUAGAUAUAAAUAAACAAAACAAAGAAGACUUUCGUUCUACCGAAAAAAAUGCUAAUGAAAGAAGGAUAAUAAGAGAUGAUACAAAUAAGAAUAACAAUAUGAAUAUUAUUUAUUGCAGUUCUUUUGAAAGUAAAAAAAGAAACAGUAUUUCGAAUACCAUUCAACAUGUAUUUGUAACAAAUAGUGGAAGUAGUGGUAGUCUAUUCAACAAAAGUGUAAGGAGCAAUUUGAGAAACGAAACUCUGUUCAAAGGGGAAGUCACACAUUGUGAUAAUGGAUAUACACAAAAUGGAAAGACAUGUUUUAACCUAACUUCAAAAAGUGAAGAGGAAAAUUAUGAAAAGAUAUCACUACUAUCAAAUCAUUUUAGUAAUAUCGGAACGUGGUGUUGUCAAAAGAACUCUGACAAAAUGGCAUAUUCUUCAUAUUUUAUGGAGAAUAGAAAAAUGUGGUCUUUACCACAAUACAAUAGUAGUAAAUACGAAUCAGUCAUAGCACAUGAAAAUAAAAAGGGGUCAAGUUGUAACUGGUCAGAAUACAUGAUUAAAAAAAAAAAAAAAAAAAAGUUAUCAGUGGGCAUUUGUGAAGCAAUACCACUUAAUGAGGGGAAAUUUUCUCUUCGUGGAAAUAUUAUUUUUCGGGAAAGAGCACCUCAAUCGGCAUCAAGUAAAAUAGCAAAAAAAAAAAAAAAAAAAGAAAAAGAGAAGAAAACAAAUGAAAAAGAAAAUAAAAAAGAUAACAAAAAUGAAAAUAAAAACUACGAUGGUAGUAAUAAUAGUAAUAAAAAUGGUGGUAGUAAUGGUAAAAAUAUUAGCAAUAACUUAAAAUCAGUGUCUCCCUCUGCCUCUUCUCUACAAACAGAGGAUGAAACGACAUUAUUUAACUCCGAAAAAGAUUAUCACUAUAUAAAGAACAUGGAUGAUACCAACAAAAAUGAGAAGAAAGAUACCCCAGGUAAAGAAGUGAAUCUACUUCAACAUAAACAUUAUCACUUAGCUUCAGAAAGGAAACAACUAUUAAAAAAUUCAAAUGAAAAUUACUACCAACUGCUUAACAUGGGUGGUAAUAAUGAGGACACAACAUCUUUGAAUGAUAACAACGAAUUUUCGCUUAGCGAUGUUGAAAAGAUUGAAAAGAGCUCCCAUCAAAUUUGGAAAAGAUCACUACAGCAUAAAAAGAAGGCAUUUCUCUUUUACCUAUAG
Plasmodium malariae is the source of this 2730-nucleotide messenger RNA. RefSeq names its product conserved Plasmodium protein, unknown function. The transcript has 2 exons. The record is from RefSeq and is a predicted model, not a curated record. Bases 1 to 2730 code for a protein of 909 amino acids. Lineage: Eukaryota; Apicomplexa; Aconoidasida; Haemosporida; Plasmodiidae.